GUCAUUUCAUUUUUGGCUGCAGUGUUGCACAAAAAGGGAACUCGUGAAGAUAUUGAAAAUAAUAUGCCAGAAUUUUUACUGAGGACAAUGAAAAAAGAAUUGAAGUGUAACCCCAAGAAGACUUUUCUCAUAGUGGCCCCUCUUUCAGUGCUGUACAACUGGAAGAAUGAGUUAGACACAUGGGGGUACUUUAAGGUCUCUGUCUUACACGGCAGCAAAAAGGAUGAUGACCUGACUCGCGUCAAGCAAGGGAAAUGUGAAGUUGCCCUUACAACAUAUGAGAUACUUCGCCUGUAUUUGGAUGAAUUUAACAGUGUGGAAUGGUCAGCUGUGAUAGUGGAUGAAGCACAUAGAAUCAAGAAUCCAAAGGCUCAAAUUACUCAAACCAUGAAGUCAUUAAAAUGCAGUGUUCGCAUAGGUCUUACUGGAACUAUUCUUCAAAACAAUAUGAAGGAACUUUGGUGUGUUAUGGACUGGGCUGUACCAGGACUUUUGGGUAGCAGACUGCAUUUCAAGAAGAAGUUUUCUGAUCCAGUGGAGCAUGGCCAGAGGCACACUGCAACUAAAAGAGAGCUAGCAACAGGUCGUAAGGCCAUGGUGAAGCUAGCGAAAAAAUUGUCUGGCUGGUUUCUGAGACGUACCAAAGUGCUUAUCAGUGAUCAGUUGCCAAAAAAGGAGGACCGAAUGGUGUACUGUUCCCUAACCGAAUUCCAGAAGGCUGUGUACCAGGCUGUGCUAGAGACGGAGGAUGUAAGCUUAGUAUUACGAGCAGGAGAGCCCUGCAGCUGUAGCAGCGGCCGUAAAAGGAAGAACUGUUGUUACAAAGUAAAUGCUCAUGGUGAAACAAUUAAGUCACUGCGCUUCAGUUACCUGACAAUCCUGCAGAAGGUUGCCAACCAUGCUGCACUGCUGCAGACGGACAACACUAGCAAGCAGCAGGAAGCACAUAUCAAACGGGUGUGCAACCAGGUGUUUUCCAGUUUUCCAGAUUUUGUGCAGUUAAGCAAAGAUGCGGCCUUCGAAACAAUUUCGGAUCCAAAGUACAGUGGAAAAAUGAAGGUCCUUCAGCAGCUUUUAAAUCACUUCAGAAGAAACAAGGAUAAAGUUCUUCUCUUCUCCUUUUCAACAAAGUUGCUAGAUGUGCUGGAACAGUACUGUAUGGCAUCUGGGCUAGAUUACCGAAGACUUGAUGGAAAUACAAAAUCAGAAGACAGAAUCAGAAUUGUAAGAGAGUUCAACAGCGUUCAAGAAAUUAACAUAUGUCUUGUGUCUACAAUGGCUGGUGGACUGGGUCUCAAUUUUGUUGGUGCCAAUGUUGUUAUACUGUUUGAUCCUACAUGGAACCCAGCAAAUGAUCUUCAAGCCAUUGACAGAGCUUAUAGGAUUGGCCAGUACAAAGAUGUUAAAGUGUUCAGAUUGAUAUCCUUGGGAACUGUGGAGGAGAUGAUGUACCUGAGACAAGUUUACAAACAGCAACUUCACUGUGCGGUGGUUGGAAGUGAAAAUGCCAAGCGGUAUUUUGAGGCAGUGCAAGGAUCAAAGGAACAUCAAGGAGAGCUUUUUGGGAUCCAUAACCUUUUCAAACUUCGGACUCAUGGGUCCUGUCUUACCAAAGACAUCCUGGAGAGGGAAGGGCGAGUAGAAGCAGGAGUCAUGACAGCAACUACAUGGCUAAAGGAAGAGGCUCCUUCAUGCAGCUCAGAAAAG
This is a messenger RNA of Eurypyga helias (sunbittern), 1707 nucleotides long. RefSeq names its product excision repair cross-complementation group 6-like 2 (gene ERCC6L2). The annotation marks the transcript as partial. Gene Ontology annotation, molecular function: ATP-dependent chromatin remodeler activity; ATP binding. NCBI's taxonomy places the organism in Eukaryota, Metazoa, Chordata, Aves, Eurypygiformes, Eurypygidae. The transcript is spliced from 13 exons. The record is from RefSeq and is a predicted model, not a curated record.